Effrenium voratum is the source of this 2415-nucleotide messenger RNA. Lineage: Eukaryota; Dinophyceae; Suessiales; Symbiodiniaceae. The record is from the annotation of a GenBank genome assembly.
AUGGCUGAGCAGGCUGCCAGAUCGGAAGUGGCACCUGCGGCAAGCCUCCCUCAGCGCCAGCCUCCUCACCUCCAGACGGCAGGUGGUCACGCUGGAGGAGUUGGGUGGAGGAGUGCCCCGGACACGGAGUACCUGCAUUUCCAAGGCUGGAGCCUGGAUGACGACUACGCCUGCACCGUUGUCCGACAGAUGAGAUUGGAGGACUUGAGGGUCAUCAACCUCUCGGAGAAUCGGCUCACUGAGAAGUUUGUUCACUUCCUGGUGGAGGCCUCCCAGCGACGACAGCUGCGCCUGGAGAGCCUGCAGUUGGCCAAGAACCGGCUCGGGCAUCUCGGAGGGCACGCCCUGGCGAAGCUCCUGGAGACGAUGAAGUGCCCGCUGAAGCACUUCGACGUCUCGGACAACGCCCUGGGUGAUCCGGCGGCAGCCCAGAUCUGUGACUCCCUCCGGCAGGCGUGCCGCGGCACGCUGCGGGGCCUCAACUUGGCGAAGAACGCCUUGGGCCGCGGACGCCUGGGCCAGGCCCUCGGCGGCCUCAUCUCCUCCGCAGUGAAUCUCCAGUCCUUAGACCUGCAUUGGAACAAGAUCGACGCGGCGGAUGCCUUGCCCAUCUUCCUGGGCCUGAAGAACAACUGCCUGCGCCAGGGCCAACUCUGGCGACUGAACCUGGCCUGGAAUUGCAUCGGCGUGCGCUGCGUGUCUCCAGACUGCGGGUGCGAGCUUUGCGUGAACUGCACCAAGGCGGUGAAGAUGCUGGCCAAUGUCUUCUCCGACUGCGACACCUUGUUCCACCUGAACCUCUCCUUCAACUCCUUCAGCGCCACGGACUGCGCCGUCUUCGCGGAGGCCUUGGCGUCCAACCGCUCCCUCUUCGGGCUUCAUCUCACAGGCAACGAGGCCUACGUGGACGACAUCGGCAUGGUGCGGCCGCGCCUGGUGCACCAAGACGUGCCGCAGGAGAUGGAGGACCUGGUUCAGCGCGAGCGCGUGCGACGGCAGGUGGAUACUUGGGUUCGGCAUACCCCGCAGCAGCUGCGGCCUGAACGCCUGGGGCGGCUGGUGGAGGAGGUGAAGCUGGCGAACGAGCCGUUCAGCCCCUCCUUGCGCAGGGUCGAGAAGUCCGACGCCUUCUCUGAGAACGACUUGGGCCUUGAGAAGGCCUGGGUGGGCGCGCAGGCCAAGGUGGCGCCCUUCGCCCUGCAGGUGGAGGAGGUGAGUGCCACUGAAAGCUGCUGCUGGAUCUGCGAGAACUGGGUCGAGCAGGAGGUCUGCUACAUUCCAGGCUGGUCCGGGCCCGACGAGGCCCAAGAGGUCUUCGCCUACUUCAGUGUGGAUGGCUUCACAAGGCCCAGCCGCAUGACCCGCAGCCUGGAGCGCUUCUGGGCGCGGGACUUCCAGGUGGCGGAGUCGGAGCCGGCCCGCCGCCCCGUGCUGGAGAACGGCCGCCUGCUGUGUUUCCUGGGCAGCCGCAUGCUGCCACCCAGCUACGAACGCAUCCACGUGGUUUUUCAGGUGGACGGCGUGGUGCGAGUGGGGGAGCACCUGCCGAAGGCGGCUUUCUAUGCCCAAGUAGGCGCUGAUGAGAUCACGGAGGCCAACGAGAUCGACGUGCAGACCUCCGCGAGGAAGAUCUUCGAGGGUGAUGCCAUGGACUCGCUCUUCCUGCUGGAGGACCCGCGGCAGCGCCAGAACCUGAUGCCGCCCCGCACCCUCACGGAGGGCCGGAAGAAGCGCAGUUGGAGCUUCCAGCGCUCCGUGUUCAAGGACUACCGGAGAGACACAGAGGCCAGCAUCUCCGAGUGUUUUCAGAAGGACCUUGCGCUGACCAGGCUGGAUCGGCUGUGGAAGAAGCUGAAGGACCGCUGCUUCGACGUGCCUGCGGCGCUGAAGGUCCUGGAAUCCCACUACGAGUUCCUCGUGGCCGCCUAUUGCUUUGAGUCCAUCAUGGACUGCACGGGCCGCAGCUGCGGCCUCUCGCUCGCCGCCUUCUCGCGGCUGCUGUCCUCCGAGAGUGACGGAGCCGGAGAUCCGCCGGCCGGAGAUCCGCCCAGCGCGGCCAUGCUCGACACCUCCAGGCUUCCGAGGGCGCAGGAGGUGAUGAAGGCCAGGUCCCACGUGCCGGCGCAGCUGCAGAAGGAGCACCCCUUGAACCAAGGCUUUAGCUUUGCGAAGGCGGACGCCAUCUACACGGCGAUCCUCGUGGACGUGGAGCAUCUCAGCGCGAUGCCGGGCCUGCCGGCCGACGGCCUCGCGCGCUUCCAGUUCCUGGAGGUGCUGGUGAACUGCGCUUUGACGGAGCCCAGCGCCGGUCUGCCGGCGCUGCGCCAUUGGCUGCAGUGUCUGGGCCUGGGGCGCCGGGUGCUGAGCUGCAGGCCGGCAAGGCCUCAAGGCCUCGAAGCUGCUCAAGGGGUGUAG